GCCUUUCGUUGGCCAUGCGACCGCUAUGUCUCGUGUGAGCUGGUUCCUCACUUUUCUCGUGGUGCUCCGUGGCUCUGCACAGGCACCCGAGGCACCCGACUGCGAAAGAUUCGGGCAUCACGUGGCCGCCAUCGCAGAUGGAGGGAUCCACAACUUCCAUCAGCUGAACGCACUGCAGUCACUGCAGAAGCUCAUCGAAUUGCCAUCUCUUCGACACUGUUCUUGGAGAGCAAUGGCAGCCAAGAUGCUCUCAGAUUACAUAGGCUAUGGACUUGUGCAAGAUGGCAACAGUGGGGUCGCCAUGGAUUCUGAGAUGUUGGCCAGGUUCUGGGACCUCAGAGUACUUGCAGAUGGCCUUAGCGGCGUCAACAAGAGCUGGGUCCGCUGGGUGGAUUUGUGGUUGGAUGAGACAAAGAACAAACACAACAAGACAACCUUGGAAUGGGAGAUCCAUGUUCUCACAAAGAAGUUCUGGGCCAUGACAACAAAUGACGAAAAGGAUUUUAAGGAUGUGGUGAAGAAUUUGGAGGAUUAUGCCCCGAUUGCACCAGCCGGAUCUCAAGCACAAGUGGUAUGCGUUCAUGGAGUAACCCAUUUGGCCAAAGAAUCUUUGGUGUUUUCCCACUUCACCUGGGGCCACGUUUAUCCUGUGGCUGUUGCGGUGGCAAAGGCCGGUUUUCUCCACAGGGGCACAAAGCUCGUGUUUGACGCGCAGCCGUUUUUACGUCCUCGGGUGACCUGGCUCGCAUUCUACGGCUUGUUCUUCGAUGAGAUACCAAAGUUUGAUCCCUUCUGCCAAGGGGCAACAGCACAAGUUGACCUGGACGAAGCUGUCCCACUGAUGACUCAAUACACAGCUGAGAAUUUCAAAAACAACCACACCUUGUCUGAUCAAAACACGUGGGAACGAAAUUUUGAGCUUUGCACCUGGAGGCCAAAGAUUUUCAAAGCGAUGGCUGCACGCUUCAACUUUCCAUUCCACCAUGGUCGCGUCAACAACAACAACGUCAAUGUCGUAUAUCUUCGCAGAGGGGUGAUUGGUGCUGUGGGCAGAGUCGGAGAAACCCGUUUAAACAGGAAUCUCCUGAACGAUGGCGAUGUUGCUCAGGCUUUCAUGACGUUGGAAGGCCCUCACAACGCCUUGGAUGCGGUGCAUGUUGUGCAUGUGCAGGCGGUCACCACUGAUUCACCUUGGUUCCAACAAGUGAAACUGGCGAUGUCAACGAACAUCAUGGUGUCGUUGCACGGCUCUGCUCUAGGUUCAAUUGAGAUUUGGAUGCCAAGUGGUUCUAUCCUGAUUUCGGUGUUUACACCCCUUACUUGUCAGUGCCGAUUUGCAUAUUGUGCCUCAGCAAGCGAAGAACGGUCCUUUUUGUAUGUUGCGGCAACAACAGCAGAAGCAAACUGCCAGCAAGGUGGUCCAUGGCUUGACAAUGGCAAGAAAGGAGCUUGGGUUCCCCCUGAAUUGCAUUCACCAAGGGUGGUGAAAGAAGUAGUCGCUUUACAGGACCGAGUUGGCUAUUCUCGACACUUCAACUACACCAGUGUACUGCAAGGGCUUCGUGCAACUCUUGCUGCUCUUGGAGGUGAAGAACUCAGCAGCAAGUUUGUGAAAUGGGCGUUGCAAGAAGGUCACCACUUCGCUCAGUUGGUCUGUGGCAAAAUGGCACUUCAAAUCAUCGACGAUGCUGUUCCCCCGAUUCCCAUCACAGAUAGAUCAGAUACAGACGAUGGGCACAGAAAGACACAGAGAGCAAAUAUGCUGGAGACUCACCGACGCGUCCCCUCAAAUGACAUACCUUCAAACGGGAGGGCGGAGCAUGAGGAGCAAGAGGAGCGUGAACAGAGAUUCUACGUCAAGUGCAUGGAUUCCUUCGCAGACGAAAUGGUUCGGCUCCGUUUCAAAGUGUUGGAUGCAGCCCUGGUUAGUGCAGAAGCAGACCGAGCAGAUCUGGGACGGAGUGAUUUGAACAGUGCAGGUGUGUUCUUUCUACAAGCGCAUCCUACACGAGCUCACCCUUGGGCAACUGCAUAUCGUGACAGCAUCGGUUUUGACAAAGUCAUUGUGAUUUGGUUUCCACGAGCGUGCUUCGAGCUCUUGAAAGCUGAAACAAAUUCUGCUGUGUUUGCUGAGAUCGUUCGUUAUAGUUUUUACAUGGUAAGCUUGGUGUUAGUGAUGGAACAGCAGAAUGUGACUCUUGUGAUGCCUAGCCAUAAAGAAAUCAUGGAGGGAGACCCAAUUGAUAUCAGUCUGAUAGAUUUUUACUUGAUGGAAACUAUUGCUUUAGACACAGACAUCUCAGACCAUGAUGUGGAGCUGGCUGAUGCCAAUGAAGCUAUAAAAGCCUCGGGUGCUUUGGUUGACGGCUUUUUGCGCAAUUUGGCCAACAAAUCACGAGAUUGUCAUCAGUGCAAGGGAUGCAAUGUUCGUGAACUUCGGCUGAUUGACUCGAUACUUGGUGAGGGCCUCCUGGACGGCGCUGAAGCCAAUAAAGUCGAUAAAGUCGAUAAAGUAGAUGAGGUCCUGAUUUCAGAGUUCCGGAGCAGCAUAUUGUCUCUCGCCAAAGAGAGACUGAUUGCCACAGCGUACCUGCCAUGGAGAUCCACUGAACUAGAUACAUCAGCUCGGCGAGCUGUGCACUUGCAGAAUGUGAUUGCAGAUAUGUCCAAAGCAUUGAAAGCUGUGCAAUGGCGUGUUGAAAAUGUCGCUUCAAUCGACUGUGGGAAGCCGCAGGAGCGUUCUCAUUCCCAGCGCUCCCAGGUCGAGGAGCUAUUCCGAGACGGAGCUGAAGGUGCAGAUCAUUUUUGCCGCCCAGUCCAAGCAAGCAAACUGCGCAAACCACUUGGUGUUUAUCGAUUCCGAAAUGUUUGUAUCACAGAUUUGGCUGACAAGACGGACUUUGGCCAUUCUGAUAGCUGGCAGCAGACUGGUCGCCGAUUGGAGCUUGUAACAUUUGGCCUUGGUACCAAUGGCACCAAGCUUGUCUUGCCGCCUGAUGGACGAUUUGUGGCAACUCACUAUGACUUCGCGGAAGCAGAAACGGAACGGAUCAGAAGGAAUGCGAGUUAUUUGCAAGGCACUUCCUUAUUCUGGUACGAUGGCCACAUUGCUUCUUUGAGAUGCCCAGACUGUUCCAACAUCGACCAUCAUGUUCAAGAUGAUGCAAUUCUUGAUUGGAUCACAGCAUAUUUUGGGGUUUCAAAUGUGACACAAAUUGUGUUCAACAAUCAUGCCUCGGAUGGUCACUUGAAGCCAAGAAAGUGGUUUGCUCAGGUCGCUGCUUUGGUUGCUUCAGCCAUAAAAGCACCAUUUCAUUAUAUGCAGAAAGCUGAGACCCUGUGCUUUGAUGACGUUGUUUUGAAUUUUUGGGUUCGCAACUCCAACUGUUAUGAUUGCUGGAUGUACCGAGACAACAUUCUCUUUCCAGGGUUUUCACUUCGACCGGUUCUGCGCUGGGUGAGAGACGCAAUUUGGCGAGCUCAUGGAAGCCCACCGAUGAAUCUCUCCAAGAUCAUUGCUUACGGGCGGCAAUCUGAAGUCAGCCGAAAGCCUCGAACUUGGCGAAACUUCAACAAAGUCCUUCGACUCACAAAUGCUACGUUGAUCGACUUCAGAAAGAUGUCAUUGCGAGAGGAGGUCCACACCAUGAUGCAGGCAAAGGUCAUGCUAACAGUGGUGGGGGCACAUCUUCCUGCUGCGCUCUUUAUGCGUCCUGGCUCAACAUGGGUUGAAUUGAGUUGCAAAAGAGUUGUGGAGCAGCAAUGGGGACAAGCGUGGCAUUUUCUCUUUUCUGCUUUGGAUGUGGAAUAUCUCCAGUUGGAUGCACUGGAUUGUCCACAGACUGCUCCCUUGGGGCUGGAUGUGAACCCAUGGAUCCCAGCACAAAAACAUCCAGUUAUGAUGCGACCGAAAGUGUCGUCCCUGUCGUCCCAUGUUGUGCCAAUUUGCCAUGCCGGAAAGUUGUGCAUCUUCCGAGAAAACGUGGCCACUCUGGCGGCCCCCGUGGCCCCCUCCGAAAAUCUGGAGCUCGACGUCAGCUGCUCUGGCGCGGCUGUGCUUGCCAGGCUGUCACCGACAUUUGACCUUCUGACGCUGAUGCGUCGAUGUGUCGAAUGGGGCUCUGAGUGUUUCAGCAUUGAUACGACUGAUGGUGGCAAAAUGUAUCGUCGAAAGGGGGCGGCUUGGAACAAGGUGGCCUGCACAUGGUUUGACAAAGCAUCAGAAACUGCCUACUUGACUGCAUUGCGUUGGCAAACAAACCGCACCAUUGCAGAUAAGCCCAUCGUUGCUCCGCAAGCUGCUGUGGAUAAAAUACGCCGACUGGUACUUGCUCAAGCGGGAAUUCAGCAUUGAAUGCCGCUGAAUGGCUCCAAGCCAUAUGAGAUCAUGCAAUCAACGUUCGAACCUGGGGACUGACUCGGAAGACAUGGCGCGAGGAUUCAACAUGAUUCAACUAUUCUACUCCUUCGUGUUGCUCACCCUGUUGCUUUUCUGAAGGCCCUGCUCUGAAACAACACUGGUACGGCGUGUCAUACCGUGUAGGUCGUCAUACGUCAUACAUCCUCCAGCUCCUACCUUCACCCGUGAAGCCCGUGAAGCCCGUGGAUAAAAA
Messenger RNA from Cladocopium goreaui, 4613 nucleotides. The record is from the annotation of a GenBank genome assembly. NCBI's taxonomy places the organism in Eukaryota, Dinophyceae, Suessiales, Symbiodiniaceae.